GAAGCUAAUAUUCUUGGAAAAUGGGCUCAAGUGCAUAUCCGCAAGAAGCCAAUGAGGCAGGCUCAACCAAGUCCUCAAUUUCAUCCACUCCAACCGAGAACAGCCCUCUACUGCCCAAUAAGGUCGAAGGCGAAACCACCUCAAAAAAUGAGUUCUGGUGGCUUCUGACCAACAGUCUACCCAUCGUAGGCACAUACUUACUCCAGAACUCCCUUCAAAUGGCCAGUAUCUUCACUCUUGGCCAUUUGGGGCCUACACAAUUGGCUGCAUCUGCGCUGGCCAGUAUGUUCGCUAGUGUAUCCGCAUGGAGUGUAGCAUUCGGCACAGCUACUGCUCUUGAUACACUUUGCUCUCAGGCCUGGACUGGUGCCCACGACAAAAAGCUGCUCGGUGUUCAUCUCCAGAGAGCAUUAAUCAUCCUUGCUAUGUUAUUUAUUCCUAUUGCCGUCAUCUGGUGGAAUGCGACCCGCAUCUUACUUGCGCUUGGCCAAGAAGAAGAAUUGGCUUUGCAUGCAGGCAUGUUUCUGCGUGUUCUUAUUAUCGGUGCCCCUGCCUUCAUUGCUUUCGAGGCAGUCAAGAAAUUUUUGCAGGCCCAGGGUAUCAUGCGUGCCUCGACCUAUGUUCUGUUCAUCGCUGCCCCACUCAACCUUAUUAUGAACUAUGCGUUUGUCUACCAAGAACCUUUCAACCUUGGUUUCAUUGGUGCCCCUCUGGCUACCAGCGUAAGCUAUUGGGUCAUGCUUUUGCUUCUUCUUGGUUACAUUAGAUGGUUCUCCAAGGCAAGCGAAGCUUGGGGUGGAUGGACUCGCGAGUGCUUGACUGGAUGGUGGCCAUUUUUGCGUUUGGCUAUUCCUGGUGUAUUGAUGGUCUGUAGUGAAUGGUGGGCAUUUGAAUUGGCUGCUUUGGCUGCUUCUUAUCUUGGUACCGUUGAUCUUGCUGCACAGUCAAUUGUACUCACUUCUGGAUCGGCUGCUUACACAAUUCCUUACGGUAUUUCCAUUGCUGCUUCCAACCGUGUUGGAAACGCACUCGGUGAGGGUAAUGCCUACAAAGCGAAAACUGCAUCAAAGAUGGCCAUGGUCUUUGCCGCCGCAUUUGCCUCAAUCAACUCCCUCUUCUUUAUGAGCACUCGUAAACAUUUCGGAUACAUGUUCACUUCCGACCCCGAGGUUGUUGCUCUUGUAGCAAGUAUUCUGCCAUUCUGCGCAUUUUUCCAGCUUGCUGACGGACUUUCUGGUGUCUGUGGUGGCGUGAUCCGUGGUUUGGGUCGCCAAAAAGUGGCUGCAUGGAUCAACCUGUUCUCUUAUUAUGUUAUUGCCUUGCCUAUUGGUGCAUUCUUGACCUUUACAGCUGGCUGGAGAUUGUAUGGCCUGUGGACUGGAUUGUCCUUGGCCUUGUUUAUCGCCGCAUUGGGCGAGAUUAUCUUCUUGCGUAUCAUUAACUGGGACGCAGAAGUAGAAAGAAUUCUUGAGCGUGUACAUCAUGAAGAAGAUGAAAUUCACGAACACGAAGAAGCAGCCUUGCACGAGGAUUAAAAAAAAAGCAUAUAUAUAUACAUUUAUACACAAAGAUUCCCUUCUUCCUUAUUUUUUUUCCCGUCUUUGAUACUACUUAUCAUUAACGUAAUAUUCAUCCAUACUUCAUUUGUUAUCCUUUAUAUAAAUCUACCGUUAUUGAAAUAAAUCUAACUUUUUCAUUUUACAUCCCAACCAAAUAAUAAAAUCAUGCGUAUAUAUAU
Messenger RNA from Phycomyces blakesleeanus NRRL 1555(-), 1738 nucleotides. RefSeq lists its product as hypothetical. Lineage: Eukaryota; Fungi; Mucoromycota; Mucoromycetes; Mucorales; Phycomycetaceae. The transcript is spliced from 4 exons. The record is from RefSeq and is a predicted model, not a curated record. Gene Ontology annotation, molecular function: antiporter activity; xenobiotic transmembrane transporter activity. Gene Ontology annotation, cellular component: membrane. The coding region runs from base 21 to 1535 and encodes 504 amino acids. Gene Ontology annotation, biological process: xenobiotic detoxification by transmembrane export across the plasma membrane.